GUUUCCUUUAUUUCACAGGAUUAUACGCUCACCAUGUAUUUCCAGCAGUCUUGGAAAGACAAAAGGCUUUCUUAUUCUGGAGUCCCGCUAAACCUCACACUAGACAACAGGGUAGCCGACCAACUCUGGGUACCAGAUACAUACUUUCUGAAUGACAAGAAAUCAUUCGUGCAUGGGGUUACAGUGAAAAACCGAAUGAUCCGGCUGCAUCCUGAUGGAACAGUUCUGUAUGGGCUCCGAAUCACAACCACAGCUGCAUGUAUGAUGGAUCUCCGAAGAUAUCCUCUGGAUGAACAAAACUGCACUCUGGAGAUUGAAAGUUAUGGCUAUACUACUGAUGACAUCGAGUUUUACUGGAAUGGAGGAGAGGGAGCAGUAACUGGAGUAAAUAAAAUUGAGCUUCCUCAGUUUUCAAUUGUCGACUACAAGAUGGUGUCCAAGAAGGUGGAGUUCACAACUGGGUCAUAUCCACGACUAUCACUAAGUUUCCGUCUAAAGAGAAACAUCGGUUACUUCAUUUUGCAGACCUACAUGCCUUCCACACUGAUUACAAUUCUGUCCUGGGUGUCUUUUUGGAUCAACUAUGAUGCUUCUGCAGCCAGAGUCGCACUAGGAAUCACCACGGUGCUGACAAUGACCACCAUCAGCACUCACCUCAGGGAGACCCUGCCAAAGAUCCCGUAUGUCAAAGCAAUUGAUAUUUACCUGAUGGGUUGCUUUGUGUUUGUGUUCCUGGCUCUGCUGGAGUACGCCUUUGUAAAUUACAUCUUCUUCGGAAAAGGCCCCCGGAAAAAGGGAGCUGGCAAACAAAACCAGAGUGCCAAUGAUAAGAACAAACUGGAGAUGAAUAAAGUCCAGGUCGACACCCACGGCAACAUUAUCCUCAGCACCCUGGAAAUCAGGAACGAGACGAGCGGCUCGGAAGUGCUCACGGGCAUGAGCGACCCCAACACCACCAUGUACUCUUACGACAGCGCCAGCAUCCACUACCGCAAGCCCCGGGCCGCCCGCGAGGCCUACGGGCACCCGCUGGACCGCCACGCGCACGGCAAGGGGCGCAUCCGCAGGCGCGCCUCGCAGCUCAAAGUCAAGAUCCCCGACUUGACUGAUGUGAACUCCAUAGACAAGUGGUCCCGAAUGUUUUUCCCCAUCACCUUUUCUCUGUUCAACGUCGUGUAUUGGCUUUACUAUGUACACUAAGGUCUGCCCUAAGGGUUCGGAAACGACUGCUUUCCGCUUUUGAGUUUUAACC
This is a messenger RNA of Myotis daubentonii (Daubenton's bat), 1252 nucleotides long. RefSeq names its product gamma-aminobutyric acid type A receptor subunit beta1 (gene GABRB1). NCBI's taxonomy places the organism in Eukaryota, Metazoa, Chordata, Mammalia, Chiroptera, Vespertilionidae. Gene Ontology annotation, cellular component: membrane. Gene Ontology annotation, molecular function: GABA-A receptor activity; extracellular ligand-gated monoatomic ion channel activity. The record is from RefSeq and is a predicted model, not a curated record. Gene Ontology annotation, biological process: monoatomic ion transmembrane transport.